AUGGUAAAAGGACACGAACCGGCGGAAAGACACUGGCUAGCCGAGUCUUGGCAUUUUUUGAUUUGUGCCGGUGGAAUUUUAGGAUGUUAUUUUGUUUUCGGGAUUCAGCAGGAGAGAAUAGUACAAGGCAAAUACGAGCUACCCGACGAAAGUGUCGAGAAAUUCACAUUCACACAGGCGCUGGUGUUCUUUCUAUGCACUGGAAAUACGAUUUACGCGUAUUUGAUUCGGAAAAAGACGGAAAUCGAUAAUGUGCCGGCAAAAAUGUACGCCGCAUCGGCAGCCAGCUACCUGCUAGCAAUGAUCGCGUCCAACCAGGCGCUACAGUACCUACCGUACCCCACUCAAGUGUUGGCCAAGAGCUGUAAACCCAUUCCGGUGAUGAUUUUCGGGGUCCUAUUCGCCCAUAAACGAUACAAUUGGCGGAAAUAUUGCUAUGUGCUGAUGAUUGUGAUUGGAGUGGCCAUGUUUUUGUAUAAGGACAAAAAACGCGGUGCAGAGGAGAAGGAUUUCGGCUUUGGAGAGGCACUUUUGAUCUUCUCACUGGCAAUGGACGGAACGACGACGUCAAUCCAGGAUCGCAUCAAAAAAUCGUAUCAACGAACGGGCAAUUCGAUGAUGUUCUACACGAAUCUGUACUCGAGUCUCUACUUGUCAGCUGGCCUGUUAGUAACUGGCGAGCUUUGGUCGUUCUUCUACUUCGUCCAACGUCAUCCGUACGUCUUCUGGGACCUGUGUGGUCUGGCGAUCGCCUCCUGCCUUGGACAGUGGUGCAUUUUUAAGACAAUCGAAGAGUUCUCGCCGUUGACAUGUUCAAUUGUCACCACCACACGAAAGCUCUUCACUAUCAUCAUCUCGCCCAUUUUAAGCCCAUUUUCUGUUCAGGUGCUGUUCAUGAAUCAUCCACUAUCGGGCCGUCAAAUGCUCGCCACCUCCGUCGUCUUUUCCGCGCUAACAGCUGAUGUGAUCGAUGGAAAACUGUCUUCUGGAAGUGCCACGUCAUCGAAUGUGGGCGGAGCCAAGAAGCCGUUGAUCUCGCCGGACGAAAAAGCACAUGUUAAAUAA
This is a messenger RNA of Caenorhabditis briggsae, 1065 nucleotides long. RefSeq names its product Protein CBR-HUT-1 (gene Cbr-hut-1). NCBI's taxonomy places the organism in Eukaryota, Metazoa, Nematoda, Chromadorea, Rhabditida, Rhabditidae. The transcript is spliced from 6 exons. Gene Ontology annotation, cellular component: endoplasmic reticulum membrane; Golgi membrane. Gene Ontology annotation, biological process: UDP-galactose transmembrane transport. The record is from RefSeq and is a predicted model, not a curated record. Gene Ontology annotation, molecular function: UDP-glucose transmembrane transporter activity; UDP-galactose transmembrane transporter activity. Bases 1 to 1065 code for a protein of 354 amino acids.